AGGGGCUUCCAGCUCUGCCACGGGCUAGUGACUGACCGAAAGCGCCCUCCUUCACCUUGUUGCAUUCAGGCAAUUUCGCUUCAUGCGAGCCCUCGCUUUGUUCAGCAUUUUUCCUUUGGUCAACGCCGAAACUUGCCUGACUUGGCGCCCUUCAUUCGUGGCAUUUCAUUUUUGGUGCCCAAUUUCUCGCUUUCGUCUCAUUAUAUCGCCUUUGGCCAUGUCAGCCGCUGCUCCCUCGCGCACUUCUUCCACCCUCCUCCCCUACUUGUCCAUUUUCAAGACCAAGGUCAACUUGAUUCUCGCUUCGAAGAGCCCUCGCAGGCAGGAGAUUUUGCAGCUCAUGGGCUUUGACUCGAAAGAUUUUGUAGUCUUGCCGAGUGAUUUUCCGGAGGACCUGGAUAAGAGAAACUUUAUCAACCCGGCAGACUACGCGCAGAAGAACGCUGAAUGCAAGGCGCAAGAAGUAGCUACCAAACUGUUCGGAGGCUCGAGUUCUGGGGAUGUAGGGAAGGUGGGGGGACAGAGGGACGCGGGAAAAAAGACCACAAUAGUCAUCGGCUCCGAUACAAUCGUGGACCGCGAUGGAAUAAUACUUGAAAAACCUGAGGACGCACAGCACGCUUAUGCCAUGCUGUCGUCGUUAUCUGGAAGAACGCAUCUCGUACAUUCUGGUGUGGCAAUAUAUAGCUCUAAGGGCCCCAAAAGUGGAGAUGGCAUUCCCUUGCCUGUUGUAUCCUUUUGUGAGACUGCCCGCGUGGACUUUGCUCCGUUGAGUGAAGAAGAGAUCUGGAAUUAUAUUCGCUCUGGGGAGCCGAUGGACAAAGCAGGAGGCUACGGAAUUCAGGGCCUCGGGGGUCAAGUGGUUCGAGGCAUUGAAGGCUGCUACUUCACUGUAAUGGGCAUGCCUAUGCACAAGUUAAGCGUAGCACUAGCUCAGUUCGCCGAGGAUGAUCAAAUAUGAUAACCGUUUAAGAAAAAUAUGAGAGGAAAACCACACGCACAGAAAUUUCUGAUUUCUAAUACAGGUGCCUAUCGAAUUGGCUGACCUAUAAUUUAC
Messenger RNA from Nannochloropsis gaditana CCMP526, 1057 nucleotides. RefSeq names its product acetylserotonin o-methyltransferase-like protein. Gene Ontology annotation, molecular function: nucleoside triphosphate diphosphatase activity. The coding region runs from base 83 to 961 and encodes 292 amino acids. The transcript has 4 exons. The record is from RefSeq and is a predicted model, not a curated record.